This is a messenger RNA of Folsomia candida, 2539 nucleotides long. RefSeq lists its product as uncharacterized. Bases 1633 to 2373 code for a protein of 246 amino acids. The record is from RefSeq and is a predicted model, not a curated record. NCBI's taxonomy places the organism in Eukaryota, Metazoa, Arthropoda, Collembola, Entomobryomorpha, Isotomidae. The transcript is spliced from 5 exons.
ACAGUGACCUUUGCCUUGCGGAAUAGUUUUACCUGGAUUUCGACACCAAUUGCAGCCAUACUUCCCAUUAAACUGCGUGUGACCUUGUAGCAUGCAUCUAGCUACAGAAUCAACCGAGCACAAAGGGAAAAAUACCUUACUAACAAUUCUAAUCCCUUCAUGUGAACUCCAAAUUAACGGAACUUUACUUAAAGAGUUCAUUUCAUCAAUGACAGCUGGAAGAAAUAAUUUCAUAUUUGGUUUUGACUGUCCAAACCAAAUUCCUGCAAGAAGAAUGUUCUUCUUCCUAACCCUAAAUGGAAGCUCGUUUAUCGAUAUUUGAACAGGCCAUAAAGACGAAUUGCUGCUAUUAAAAACCGGAACCCCAUCUAUAUUAAAUGUGCAUGUAAGAUCGUAGGGCGAUUUGGACAAUUUCAUGUAGUCGAAUCCUGAUUUGAUACUAUUAUAAUCGGUAUCUAGUGAUAAAUUAUGUGCGGAACUAAUAAUCAAACCUUUAAUCUGACUAUUUUCUAGCAACGUUAAAAACUGCUUGCGAAGAUCCAUAACAAUAAAAUAAUGCCCUAAUUUUUUGAGCUUUUUUCUAGUAUAUAUGGUAUUACAAAUCUGGCAACGGUCGUAACAAUCUAAAAUUUCUUGACAUUGAACGCAGAAGUAGUGCCGUUUUGUCCAGUUUUGCUCAAGUGACGCUUCCUUUUUUAAGCGAUAAAACGACGACGGAUAGUCAGCACCAUGAGGAACGUGGCAAGCAAUUAGUUUGACGAUAUCAGCCGUCGCGGCUUUGGUCAAAUUAUGUGCAAGAGAAAGUUGGACGACGGCUGCGACACUUUCCUCUUUUGAAAUUGAAGAAAAGGGGUGAAUUGGGUCAGCAACCUGAAAAAGCAGUUGACGAUUUAUGACAUGAAUUUCAACACGGCGUAUAAUUAUUAUUUAAGUUGACUAAAAUACCGGGCAUUUGCUUCCUUCGUCAUCAUUAAAAUCGGAGAAGUUGAAAUCUUCCAGGCUGACCUCGCUUCCACUAACGCUCGACAGGUCCCACUUAGGUAGUUCCGGAUGCAUUGAGUCUGCAGUUUUAAAUAAAUCAAUAAAGUGCGUCAAAAAUAUAUAAAAAUUGCACCAAUUCCUGACACCUUCUUUGUGUUCACUGGUGUAAACCCUUUCUUCUAUUAUUCCUUCUUCUGACUCAGACGAAUCAGUGAAUACAUCAUUCAUUUUUCGUCGCUUUCCAUGCUCCGAUGAUAUCUAGUCAAGUACGUCAAAAUUAUUAUAAUUUCGAUGAAUAAAAAGUGAAGAAUAUUAUGAUGCUUUUCAUUAUUGGCUUACCUUUUUAAACAACGAACAACUGACUUUCCUGGAAAUCUCCUGCCUUCUCUUAAUUUUGGUGAAUGUGUGUUUGAAGGUAUUCAUAAUUUUUAUAUUUGAUCUACUCAUUAAAAAUAGUUACUUUUAAAAGUAUUACGAGAAACUGGAGAGUACUGGGCACCGGCUGUAGUGUUGCCGGACGGGGCCAAUUGAGACACGUGGGGCGGCAAAUGUCGGUGGGAACAACAUACAUCUUUUGAUUCAUAAAUUCCAACGUGACGGUUACACCAUUUUUAUUUUUAAUUAUUAGCCCUUGUAUGAAAAUUUCUGAAAAUGAAAAGUUUUGUCGUCAUUCAUUGGGUAGAAGAAAAUUCGUACUCACUCGUAUCUCUUAAGAACGUGGAGCUUGGGGAGAAGACCGUCGAUCAGGUGAUCCACAGUACAGUUAAUGUACGAGUCGAUAAGCAAGUACUCGAAGGUGUAGUGAUGGGUAUUGGGCCCAAGAAUCAGAUGAAGAAUAUGCAGAAUACUUUGGCAGAGGAGGCGGCAAACAAAUCGUUCUUGGAAAAAAGUGACAAUCUGGCAGCAAGUGUGGAGCAAGACAAGAACAAGGGGAACGGCACCCGGUCACGAAAAAGAAAUCGUCAAAACUCUGAAGGCGAAGAGGAGCAGCAUAGCCUGAUUCUUGCUCCAGGUUCCGGGACGUCUGAAGCUGCCAUCAAUAGAGAGGAAUCACUGUCCAACAACAACGACGAGGAGGUUGAAGUCAGUAGCCUUGAGGAAAGAAGAACAAAUUUACUGAAGGACCAACAAAUUGCUCUUCUUCUAAAGGAGAAUUUUGAGUUAAAGAAACACGUGGCAUCCUUAAAGAGAAUUGUCAAGCGAGCAUCGUCAACACCACAACCUGAAGGGGUAGACGAGGUUAUUGAAAUUGCGGAUGGGAUUUUCUUAAACCGUUCAUUGAUCGAAUUAUCGAAGAUCAGUUACAUCAACCGACCUUCCGUAUUCCGAAACGAAAGCUGUUGUUCGAGGGAGGAAUUUUCACGUUGGAAGAAAUUGCUUCUUCUUCUUUGACUGGAAAAGUAUCUCCACUAUUUCCAGCAACUCAGCGAUGUGCAAUGGAUCCUGUUAGAUUUGGAGCUUUAAAAGAAUUUACUAUUAGGACUUGCGGACUCAAACCAAAUUCAGUUGAGUUCAUUCUGUUUGAGCAAAAACUAAAAAACAUCCCUGGUGAUGCUAG